Molecule: messenger RNA, 1923 nt
Organism: Cyclocybe aegerita
Lineage: Eukaryota; Fungi; Basidiomycota; Agaricomycetes; Agaricales; Hemipholiotaceae
Source: the annotation of a GenBank genome assembly
AUGUCGCACCGUACCCUAAUACCGACCAUCUCUCACCUAAUGUCCCUACCCACUACAACACCAGUGCCGGGUGUUCUCAACGGCGCGUCAAUUCCUUCACACCGUCCUUCACGAGGCGGCCACAGAGGUGGCCCUCGACGAGGGAGAGGUGCACGACCACUAGGUGCGCUUCGGGAUGGUCUACCGUCUCCUUCAGGUCACCAACACGGGUUACGCGACGUGCUCGGUAGCCCGACUGGCGUGUCUAGAGGUAUGGCUACGGCUGCAAUACGUCCCGUGGUGAAAGUCCACGUAGCACAAGUGGAAAGGUCCGCAACGCCGUCUCCUACUGGAACUAUAGGACGGCAUUUCUCAGACAAGACGUUCGCAGAUGCGCCGAUCUCGAAUGCAUCCAAGGCGGGGAUAAAACACAAGUUCUUGUCUGAUGUCCAAGCUGCUACGCUUGACGCAGCUUUGAGUGGGAAGGAUUUGUUAGUCCAGGCUAAGACGGGAACAGGAAAGACUAUCGCGUUCCUCCUUCCUGCCAUCGAGCGUCUUCUCAAAGCACCGGCUGCCACACGUCAAGGCAUCUCCAUCCUCGUUCUAGCCCCUACAAGGGAGCUUGCGCUCCAGAUCGAAAAAGAAGCACACAUGCUCCUAGCACACCACCCAUUCAAAGUCCAACAUGUCAUCGGAGGGACCAACGUAAAUACCGAGUCUACACGUGUGCUCUCCUCUCCUUGUGACAUCCUCAUCGCGACACCUGGUCGUCUGCUUGACCACCUCCGCUCCUCGGCCCUUCCAAGCAAACUCUCAGGCCUCAAAACGAUCGUAUACGACGAAGCCGAUCGACUUUUGGAUCAGGGGUUCAAAAACGACCUCGACGCCAUUCUCGGGUUCUUACCACCGAAGGAGACCCGGCAGGCACUGCUGUUCUCUGCAACGAUUAGUCAGGAAAUCAAGAAAGUCGUAGCUGGGGCUCUGAAGCCUGGGUACACGUUCGUGAGUACGCUGUUGGAGGACGAGGCGAAUACCCAUGAACACGUCAACCAAACGUUCAUCAUAUCCCCUCAAACAUCCUUCCUUCAAACUGCACUCGACGUCCUUCAAGCCGACCUUAUUUCCCACCGCUCUUCCUCCACUUAUGAGUCAACCUCGAAGUGCAUGGUCUUCUUCCCGACGGCGCGCCAGGUUUCCUUCGCAGCCGAGGUCCUCUCCCAGCUACCCGGUCUUCCGCCUAUCCUCGAGAUCCAUUCGAGGAAGAGUCAGGCUGCCCGCACCAAAGCCGCCGAAGCGUUCAAAAAGGCUACGAGCGCUGUGUUGUUGAGUAGCGAUGUCGCUGCACGAGGGAUGGAUUUCCCUGGUGUGACCCUCGUCCUCCAAGUCGGUUUACCCGCCUCGGCCGACCAAUAUAUCCACCGACUGGGACGUACAGGACGUGCGGGUGCAGGUGGGCGAGGGAUUCUCGUCCUUUCUCCCGAAGAGGAGUUUUUCCUCCGCACACCCGCGGUCCGCGCGCUUCCCCUCAAACCCGCCACCCCUCCAUCGUCGUCGUUGACUUCGAACCCCUCGUCAUCAUCAUCCACCGCCCUAACCAAAGCCAUCGCCAAAGUCUCGCCCGAGACCAAAGCGCAGGCCUACCGCGCCUUCCUGGGAUACUACAAUGCGUACACGAAACCGAUGAAGAUGACCAAGGCCGAGCUCGUUGAGAUGGCGUGGGUGUAUGCUGUGGGUGCGUUGAGGUGGGAGAAGGCGAAGGGUCCACCGAGUUUGGAAGCGAAGACGGUGGGGAAGAUGGGGUUGAAGGGCGUGCCGGGGCUGGUUAUUGAGAAGGGGCCGAGUGGGAGGAGGAGGGAGGGUGCUAGUGCUGCUGCUGCUGGUACUGGUGGUGCGAUUGGAGGAAGAGAGGGUGCGAGAAAUGGGAGGGAGGGAGGAAGGCGAUAG